AUGGAUCAGCAGCUGAACAGCAAAGCAUGGACAUGUGAUUGGAAAGGGCAGGGAAGAGCAGCCUCCGGUGGGACUAAGCGUCGCCCAGUCCAGCAAGCAGAGGUGGAACCAUUCACAGUGACAUGGGAUUUACAGGAUGAAGAUGUCCACUCUGAGACCAGCUUUCAGACCGGAAAGGCAGGAGAGGAUUCCUUCUCUGAUUGUUACAUAGAAUGCAUAAUUAGAGGUGAGUUUUCAGAACCCAUUCUGGAUAAGGACAUACUUCUGAAGUCCUUUGCACCAGAGCAAGAGCUUUCUCGACAGGUUCUUGCAGCGAGCUCUUUCAUUGAACAUUCUUUGGGAUGCAAUACAGUAGAGGCAAAACAAGCACUUUCUCCACAGAGUGCUGGAGAGAAUUCACUUGUUAAGUAUUCUGGAUACGCGGCAGGCAUAAAUUUCAAUGUGGCUCCUGGAGGAAUACCUAGCAUGGAUGUACCAGUUCCUAAGAAGCUUGCUAAAUUGAUGCCAAAAGGAAAUAUAAAUACAGAGCACGCUGUGCCAGAAAAUAUUUGCCCUCAGCAUGGAUGUGGCAAAAAGUUCAAAGAUAAAGCAUCCCUGAAAAAACAUGUCCGUACUCACGGGCCCCGAGAUAACGUGUGUGCUGAAUGUGGAAGGGCAUUUUUGGAGAAGUCAAAACUAAAUAGACAUUUCCUGAUUCACACUGGAGAGAGGCCGUUUCAGUGCACCUACGAAGGGUGUGGGAAACGCUUUGCCCUGGACUUCAAUUUGCGUACACAUGUGCGCAUCCACACCAAUGAGAAAUACUAUGCGUGUCCCUUUAAAGGCUGUAAGAAGAAGUUUGUGCGGUCAGAUAACCUGAAACUUCAUGUCUUAACUCAUGAAAGCACCAAGGAGGAUCAGUGA
Sorex fumeus (smoky shrew) is the source of this 903-nucleotide messenger RNA. It is a transcript of the gene ZFP42, whose product is annotated as ZFP42 zinc finger protein. The transcript has a single exon. Gene Ontology annotation, molecular function: DNA-binding transcription factor activity, RNA polymerase II-specific; RNA polymerase II cis-regulatory region sequence-specific DNA binding. The record is from RefSeq and is a predicted model, not a curated record. Gene Ontology annotation, cellular component: transcription regulator complex; PcG protein complex. The coding region runs from base 1 to 903 and encodes 300 amino acids. Lineage: Eukaryota; Metazoa; Chordata; Mammalia; Eulipotyphla; Soricidae. Gene Ontology annotation, biological process: regulation of transcription by RNA polymerase II.